CGAAAUUUCUCGAAGCUCAGUUUCGGCGUAAUUCCUGAAUAGUAUGGCGUCUUACCCGAUCAUUCAGGAACGUGAGGGGGAAUGGACCUCCAAUGAAAUGAUUGAAAUCCUAGGCUUUAGAAUUCCAGCGUUUUUUGUGUAUGGCUCUCAAGGUCCUGAGUUGCUGUGCGACUUCAUCACUAAUUUUCAGACGAAACCUGAUGAUGUAUUUAUUGUCAGUUACCCUAAGUCAGGUGAGCUAAUUUUUAAUAGUGUAUGACUCGGAGCUUGGAAAGAUUUUCGAAUAAUCCCAUACUAUUCUUGCUGAGCUGCAUUCUCAAAAGUAUCUUAUCGCUUUCGCCUUUGUUUUCAUUUAUCCAAGCAUUGCGUACGCAAUGAAGUAUGGGAUUCUAAACGAAUAUUGCCCAGAGCUUUUGUGAAUAAUCUUAAACCCGACGUUGCUGGCGACACAAUUGUCUCGAUGUAUUUUUUAAUUUAAGGGACCACUUGGGUUCAAGAAAUUGUCUGGCAGAUUUACCACGAUGGUGAAAUCAGUCAUAAUGUUCUUGGAGAUCGCAUCUUGUACAUAGAAAAAGCUUUAUUACCAGAAUCAACUCAUCUUGAUAUUAAAAGUAUGCCGAGCCCUCGUCUGUUUAAGAGCCACCUGUCUUAUGAUGCGAUUCCUAAGAGUACAGACGAGGCCAAGACAACCUGUAAAUAUAUCUACGUCGCUCGCAACCCCAAGGAUGCUGCAGUCUCAAGCUACAAAUUUAUGGGUAGCUUUGGCACAAACGGAAUGAAUGCACCAUGGGAAUUUUAUGCGAAACUAUAUAUCGAGGGUAAAAGUAAGUACAUGAAAUGUUUUCAAAUUGCGUUUAUUUCGACCACAGAGGAGAACCUUGGUCAUGGAAGACCUUUCACUGCCUCCUCCCCCCUAUCGCCGCCUUUACUUCCAGAAUCAAACAUUGCCGGUUAAAUAUAAAAUCACGAAAUUCUUAACGGUAACUCGCCCAAACAAUAAGCCAGCACUGCAGGCUAUCAGUUUGAUAAACUUUUUUAUUUUCCUUUUCUUUGUCCUUAAUUAAUACUAGUUAUUCCGUGAAUCAGGUAGUUAACGAAAUCCUUUGCUCCUCGCUGGAACUAUGUUCAGUAUUGUCAGUACGUGUAAAACAUCUGUUUUGCCGUUCAGCUUGAGUGCUUAUCAGGCAAAUAAAUUCCCUUUAAUCAGCAGUUUACAACAAAUGGAGUGAUCAUGUUCUUGGAUGGUGGAAGCACAGACAUGAUCCUAACGUUCUGUUCCUUAAAUAUGAAGACCUGCAGAAGGUAUGAAAAUUUCCCUCUUACUUCUGUAUGCUUACCACAGAGUCCUUAACCUUACAUCUGUUCUCAUUGACACACUUUUUUAUUUACACUUUCAGAUAAUCAAUAUUACAUUGGCUGACCCGUAAAUAGCUACAUUUAGUCUAACGCGGGUCAUGUUUAAUCUUAAGUAGUUGUGUGAACUACUAAAAUAUUAAACAAAUUUUACUACCAAGAAAUAUGUCGAAAAGGAAAAUAUCAGGUGAUGAUCCUGAACGGUUUCAUAAAUUGAUUUUUUUUUUAGCUCCGCAAAAUUGGCGUAAUGCAUUUCCAUGUAAUGUGAUUCUGAAUAUGUUCUGAUAACCGGAGUAAGGUGAACCAAUCAGGACACUAGAAAAUACAACAUUUAGAGUUAAAAUUUUAAUUAAUAACAAAGGAUAAUCGGAGUGCACUCUCAACGCUAUCCACUAUUUUUGUAUUUACUAAAACAUUCCAACCAGUUUUAAGCCAUCAUCCGGGGGAUGGUGGAGAAAUGCAUAAUACAUGACCGCUUGAUACAACUUCCCCAAUAUAGGGGUAUAAUAGAAAACGAUGAAAACAUCAUUCUAUGCCAUGAUUGAUCACUUAAUGUACAAAAACUCGCUAAAACGUACUACUAACAUCGAUUUCAGGGGAUAAACAGGAUUAAAUUUUACUUACAGUACAAUGACAGUAGGUAAAGGAAACAUUUUAGGGACUUUGAAAACCUACCGCGAAAUACGGAGUGAACGCUUAGUACAGUACCGCUCAAUAUAGGUUCUAAGAUGUUAGAUGGAACACAAUUAUUAGUGGUCAAAAAAGCGAGUCAAAAACAAAAAAAUCACUGAAAAAAAAUGUGAUGUUAUCGCGCCGCACGGAAAUCUGGGACAGAGGCGCACGUAAAAGGCGUAUACUACUUUUAUGUGCGCCUCAGUCCCAGAGUUCCGCACGGUGCGCUAACAUUAAUUUUUUUUCUUCGCCGUUUCUAUUUUUUUUUUCUUUGACUCGCGCCACGGAAUUUACCCGGAAAAGGAGGAAGUUCUCGUAGUCUCAAAUAUUAGCCACGUCAAGCAUGAAAUAAGAUAAUAAUGACUUCAUAGUAUAGAAAGUUUAUAGGUAAAACAUCAGCGUCGAUAAAGAGAGAAACAGCAUGAUAGUUUCUGUCAGUGUAUAUGAAGCGUAGGGCUCUGUCAGUGUAUAUGAAGCGUAGGGCUCUGUCAGUGUAUAUGAAGCGCAGGGCUCUGUCAGUGUAUAUGAAGCGUAGGGCUCUGUCAGUGUAUAUGAAGCGCAGGGCUCUGUCAGAGUAUAUGAAGCGUAGGGCUCUGUCAGUGUAUAUGAAGCGCAGGGCUCUGUCAGUGUAUAUGAAGCGUAGGGCUCUGUCAGUGUAUAUGAAGCGUAGGACUCUGUCAGUGUAUAUGAAGCGCAGGGCUCUGUCAGUGUAUAUGAAGCGUAGUGCUCUCUCUUUGUAGAGUUAAGACUUUGUUCAAAUGUGUCUGAUUGGCAAGAACUAUGUGGGCUCAGGGGCUAAUCGUGCUCAUAGUUAAGUUCAUGUCAUUUAGAGUCUGUGCGAGUAAAAGAGGAAAUUAUUAUUGCCCCAGACCGAAUCAACAGUCAGGGUCUAAAAAUAACUGAAUAGGACGUGCUGUCUUUGCUAGCUAUGACAUCUCCAGAUCGGGUUAGACGUCUUAAGCUUCUCGGGUAAAGACGAAACACCGUAGGCCCCGUCUCCUGUGUCUCCUCUGUACUGGUUUGCAGGAGACGUCCAUGAGUUUACGCACUUCUCACAAAGUCUAGAGAACGUAGCUCCCAGUGUUGUGGUCUGGUUUUGUUUCCAAAAAGUUCCAAAAUUGAGGGAACCUGCAAAAUUCUCUUUCAAAAAUUGUAAUCUACUCAAUACAAAGUCCCCUGCAAAGUAUGGUUGAGCCAAAUAAAUGAGUCUUUAUAUCAUUAUUAUUAAUCAUUAUUAUUACUAUGAUUUAUUUUUUUAGGAUCUUCAGUCCAACGUUCGCAUGAUUUCCAAAUUUCUCAAUAAGCCACUGUCAGAAGAAGUUAUUAGUCUAAUAACUGAACAGUGCACCUUCAAAGGAAUGAUGAAGAACGUUCAAAGCUUCACGUUGGGAGACAAGAUAGAGGGACCAAAGUUUCUUUGCAAGGGUGUGGUUGGUAACUGGAAGGAACACUUCACCCCAGAGUUAAACCAGAGAUUUGAAAAGGAAGUAUUAGCGAAAUUGAAAGGAUCUGGAUUAGAGUUUGACUUUGAAUUGUGACAUACCAUUUACUGCAAUGCUCUAAUGACUGUAUUUAUAGAGAUGAUUGUUUUCGAGUUUCUCACAAAAACAUCAUCUGAGGCUUGAGAAGUGGAGGUACUUUCACCAAUCAGUUGAUGCAGGACAUGUCGCUUUCACCAAUCAGAUUGCAUUGGCUACUAUUAGUUUCCACUGGUUAUGGUUCAGAAUUUCGCCAGUAGCUCGAUGCAUUAACCGUUUCUGAUGAUACGACAUCUUCCCUUCUGCAUAAUAUGUGAAUGUCGUGUUUAGUUCAAGGUGAAAACGAGACUAUAUUCAAGGCUGUCGCGGUUUUCUUGCCUAGCGGACGUAAACCAUAGUGAUUUCACGUUUUUGUUCUCAGUGGGACGGCUAAGAAAUGUAGAAAAUUUUAAAACGCACAUGUUGUGUUAUUGCUCUGCUCAUUAGAUCUUUGGUUUCGCUACAUUCCCGUGGUCGUCGCCGCCGU
Messenger RNA from Pocillopora meandrina, 4029 nucleotides. The record is from the annotation of a GenBank genome assembly. Lineage: Eukaryota; Metazoa; Cnidaria; Anthozoa; Scleractinia; Pocilloporidae.